Molecule: messenger RNA, 1116 nt
Organism: Fusarium venenatum
Lineage: Eukaryota; Fungi; Ascomycota; Sordariomycetes; Hypocreales; Nectriaceae
Product: cysteine synthase
Cellular component (GO): cytoplasm
Source: RefSeq, a predicted model, not a curated record
AUGUUUCGUCCCAGCGCUAGAAGGCUCGCCGCCACUGCGGCCAAAGCCGCUGCAGCUCCUACGUCCCAUACUCUUAAUGUCGCUCGAGCUCAAGGUGUCUCCCGAGGUUUGACUGGAGCUAUCGGAAACACACCUCUCAUCCGUCUUAACCGCCUCUCCGACGAAACCGGCUGCGAGGUUUUGGGCAAGGCCGAGUUCAUGAACCCCGGUGGCUCUGUCAAGGACCGUGCAGCUCUCUACGUUGUCAAGGACGCCGAGGAGCGAGGACUUCUCAAGCCCGGCGGUACUGUCGUCGAAGGCACCGCAGGAAACACUGGGAUCGGCCUUGCCCACGUCUGCCGGUCUCGCGGCUACAAGCUUGUCAUCUACAUGCCCAACACCCAGUCCCAAGGCAAGAUCGAUCUUCUGCGGCUCCUUGGUGCUGAGGUCUACCCCGUUCCCGCCGUCGCUUUUGACAACCCUGAGAACUACAACCACCAGGCCCGUAGACACGCAGAGCGAUUGGACAAUGCCGUCUGGACAAAUCAGUUCGAUAACACAGCUAACCGCCGUGCGCACAUCGAGACGACAGGUCCUGAGAUUUGGGCGCAAACAGAUGGAAAGGUUGAUGCGUUCACAUGCGCUACUGGCACCGCUGGUACAUUGGCAGGCAUUACAAGGUAUCUGAAGGACGUCUCCAACGGCCGGGUCAAGAGCUUCCUCGCCGACCCUCCCGGUAGUGUCCUCCACUCUUACGUAUCCUCCGGUGGCAAGCUUAACGAGCGCACUGGCUCCAGUAUUACUGAGGGUAUCGGACAGGGUCGCAUCACUGACAACCUCCAACCAGAUAUCGACCUGGUGGAUGGUUCGCUUCACAUUUCGGACGAGAAGAGUAUUGAGAUGGUCUACCGCUGCUUGGAUGAGGAAGGUCUUUACCUUGGCGCCAGCUCUUCCCUCAACGUUGUUGCUGCUAAAGAGGUUGCUGAGAAGCUGGGCAAGGGCCACACUGUUGUUACUGUUCUCUGCGAUGGCGCUUACAGAUAUGCCGAUCGAUUGUUCUCUCGCAAGUGGUUGACCGAUAAGAAACUUCUGGGAGCUAUUCCCAAGCACUUGGAGAAGUACAUUGUUCUACCAUAG